Zasmidium cellare ATCC 36951 is the source of this 1014-nucleotide messenger RNA. RefSeq lists its product as uncharacterized. Bases 1 to 1014 code for a protein of 337 amino acids. Gene Ontology annotation, molecular function: protein binding. Gene Ontology annotation, cellular component: TORC1 complex; TORC2 complex. The record is from RefSeq and is a predicted model, not a curated record. Gene Ontology annotation, biological process: regulation of actin cytoskeleton organization; TOR signaling. The transcript has 5 exons. Lineage: Eukaryota; Fungi; Ascomycota; Dothideomycetes; Mycosphaerellales; Mycosphaerellaceae.
AUGUCGGUCAUCCUGUGCACAGCUGGCUAUGAUCACACUAUCCGAUUCUGGGAAGCCUUGAGCGGCAUCUGCUCGAGGACCAUACCCCAUCCUGACUCGCAGGUCAACCGCCUCACCAUCUCCCCCGACAAGAGAUUUCUCGCGGCCGCUGGUCAUCACACAGUCAAGCUGUAUGACAUUAAGAGUACUAACCCGGCGGCGGUCUUGACCUUUGAAGGCCACACUGGCAAUAUUACUGGUGUGGCGUUUCACUGCGAGGGAAAGUGGAUGGUGACUUCGUCAGAAGAUGGCACCGUCAAGAUCUGGGACACUCGAAGCGGCCACAUUCAGCGAAACUACAGCCACGGCGUACCGGUCAACGAUGUCGUGAUCCAUCCCAACCAAGGAGAACUCAUCUCAUGCGAUCGAGGAGGCAACGUCCGCAUCUGGGACUUGGGUGAAAAUAAGUGCUCUCACCAGCUAGUUCCAGAGGAGGACAAGAGUGUCGCCUCAGUCACGGUGGCGACCGACGGCUCAUUGAUGUGCGCUGCUGUCAGCUCCAGCGUCAACGGCAAUGUAUUCGUCUGGCGUCUCAUCACUGUUCGGGAUGUGACGAGUCUCGUCCCAGUCACCAGAUUCAAGGCUCACGGCACAUACAUCACCCGCGUGCUCCUCUCUCCAGACGUGCGUAAGCUGGCUACAUGCUCUGCGGACCACACCGCCAGGAUCUGGACUGUCGACCUCGAGAACGUCAAGCCAAUCGACGAACAGGAGGAAACCGAGGAAGAAACCCUGAGUCGACAAGCUUCUGGCGAAGACCCCGGUGCAUUCCCUCUCGAGAACGAGCUUGAUGGCCACCAGCGCUGGGUCUGGGACUGCGCCUUCUCUGCCGAUUCCGCUUAUCUUGUAACCGCCUGCAGUGAUCAUUAUGCGCGACUCUGGGAAUUGGCGACCAAGAACAUCAUCCGGCAGUAUAAUGGACACCACCGAGGUGCAGUCUGCGUCGCAUUGAACGAUUACUCGGAGACUAGGUGA